AUGGCCUCCGAGUCUGCAGAUGUCGAUGCUGCGGACGCUGCCAACGCAGAGCUGGCCUCUUCAUGCCGCCGCAGGGACCAAGACGACUGCUCGCCACCCCCUGGUCCCACUCUUCAUACCCAUGGGCCCUCCCCUUCUUCGUCCUCCAACCCUCCGUCCUCCUCGACCGGGCCACUUCCUGAAGACUCGUCUAAGCUGAGACGGACUUCCUUCCCUGUCUCGUUCCCGCCCAUCUUCUUCCAGCGAAGCAAGGUUCCGUCGGCAUCACUCGCCGCAUCCACUGCUGAGGGCAGGCCCAUUCCGCUCACGGAUCCCGCCAACACUAACCACACAUCCGCCUUGCAGAAGCUGAACAGCAAGUACCCGUCGGCAGGACGGCGCCACUGCUACACCCCCGAAGCGUCUGUUGCCCGGAGCAGCACUUACUCACAGCCCGUUCUCGUGCGUACUUACAGCGGACCCUCGCCGUCCCAAGGCUCUCGUAGCACCAAGUCACCGCAACACAGACCCUCGAGCAGCAGCCGAGGAGCCUCCAGACGCGUCCCUUUACCGUCAGCUUCAACACCGGGCAGCGGCGGGCCAGGCCGACCCAUCCAGCCCACGCUAAGCGACGUUGGCGUCGGUACUACCAGCAGUUCUGGUUCCGGCACACACGAACUCAACAUAGGGACCUACGAAAGCAAUGCUCAAGGAGUGAACAUGUCACGACCCUACAAAGCCAAGAAGGCCGCCAACAACAUCACGACGGCGACCACCACCACCAGCAAGCUACCCUUGCCAUGGCCAUGGCCGCUCUCCUCACGCCAGGAGCCCGAGGAACCGAAACUGCCCCCAUUGGAAGCCUUUUCGUUCAAAAGCUUCAUGGCUGAUCUAGAGACCCGCGGAAGCGACAGCAACAUCGGGGCGGACUUGGAUCGUAUAGCCGAGAUCUGCGCUCGCUCACGGUACUCCCUAAGCAACCAGUACGAGGUCCAUGUGGCGCCCCACGGUUCUGGUGCUUCGUUCACGCCAGGCGCACCUCCCUCUUCUGUCCCACGGAGUCGAAAAGGUCACGGCCACAGCCGCGUCCCAAGCCAUGGUCAUGGCAUUGCCGGCCCGACGCUACAAGCCAUCACGUCGGACGACGAGAAUAUCGCCCGAUCCUCCAAUUCUAGGAGGAGGAGCGGAGCUGCCAAGCGGCGGAGUGCCGCCUACGGUACCCUGGAAACUAUCAUGUCCUCAAGCCGGUCAUCCGAGGAGGACAAGUCCAAGAAAAAGUCCGCGGCCGAGCUAGUCGGCGAGGUGCGAGGGAGAGCAGCCAGGAAAGCGUGGGAUAACCCAAGCGCAUCAGGAUCAUCAGCAGCCAUGCCUACCGGAAACAGUGGUAGUGCCGCGGAUACCCCUCCAGGACACCCACUGCAACAACAGCAGGACCCAGACCCAGCCUCCACCACCGCCGACGCCACCACCAUCAACAAGCUAGCCCGCAAAAAGUCCGCCUCCUUCGCCACCGCCAUCAUGGACACCCGCAACGGCCGCAGCGCCGCAGCGAAAAAGGCCGGUUCCUCCUCCUCGUCCGAUCAACAAAGCAAAAACAAGAAAACACGGAAAAAGAAAGAGGACGAGGAGACGGGCGCUAAACCCGCCUCGGCCCUGCUCAGUGAACCGGCCCAGCCCCAGACAUCGGGGAGCCACCUAGGCGUGAGGACUUCUCGCAGCGGCGGCGAUCGUCGGACGUCCGUGUCUAGCACGGGAGAGCGGGGCGGCCGCGCGGUAGACCUGGAGGCUACGGGGGGGGGUUGCCGCAUCUUCAUUACCAACAGCAGUUUCCGGCUGUUGUUACCGCCGCUGCUUCUGGGGGUGGGGGUGGUGGUGGGCGCGGGGGCUACUCGUCGUGGGGCGCAUGGAUCCCCUGGCGGGCGGGGCAGGCGCAGCAGGGGUCGGGGGGUGGUGGUGCUGCGGUGGGAAGCCAUGCUGAAGGGAGUUUGA
This is a messenger RNA of Chaetomium globosum CBS 148.51, 1968 nucleotides long. RefSeq lists its product as uncharacterized. Lineage: Eukaryota; Fungi; Ascomycota; Sordariomycetes; Sordariales; Chaetomiaceae. The record is from RefSeq and is a predicted model, not a curated record. The coding region runs from base 1 to 1968 and encodes 655 amino acids. The transcript has a single exon.